Amaranthus tricolor (Joseph's coat) is the source of this 1793-nucleotide messenger RNA. RefSeq names its product WRKY transcription factor 22. Gene Ontology annotation, biological process: regulation of DNA-templated transcription. Gene Ontology annotation, cellular component: nucleus. The coding region runs from base 144 to 1217 and encodes 357 amino acids. NCBI's taxonomy places the organism in Eukaryota, Viridiplantae, Streptophyta, Magnoliopsida, Caryophyllales, Amaranthaceae. The record is from RefSeq and is a predicted model, not a curated record. The transcript has 3 exons. Gene Ontology annotation, molecular function: transcription cis-regulatory region binding; DNA-binding transcription factor activity.
ACUACCCUCUACUCUUUAAUUACCCUUCUUCUCUCUCUAUCUCCUCAUCUCUUCCAAAAGUCAGCGCCUUCCUUUGUCUCCUUCUUCAUUCAUUCAUUCCUCUCUUUCUCUCUCUUCCCCUGUUUUCUCUCUCUUCACCAUCCAUGGAAAACCCACCAGAUUGGGAUCUCCUUGCUGUUGUUAGAAGUUGUUGUUCAACAACCACCACAACAUCCUCCAUUUCAACACCAGAUCUAGAACCUUCUAUUCCACCUCCACCCCCUUCUUCUAAUUCUUCUUCUUCUACAUCAAGUGUUUUAUUCCAUUUUCCAAAUAAUCCAUUUGAAUCUUGUCCUCUAACGACGUCGUUUUUAUGUGGGCAAAAAGAUUUACAAGAUGUUUGUAAACCCCCUGUGAUUUGUUCAACAACAUCUACUAAUAAUAUCAACAACAACAUGCAUAGUAAUAGUUUUCAAUCCCCUGUUUCUUCCCCUUCUUCUGUUAUAACACCAAGAUCUUUGGGUGUUUUUGAACAACAACAACAAUUUAGAGGAUUAAUUAAGCCAUCACAAGUAAUUUUUCGGGCUACUACUCCUUCAAUUGCUACUACUCCUAUUGGUGUUACUAAUUCUUCACAUGUUCAAAGAACUAAAAAAAGGAAAAAUUUGAUGAAAAAGGUGUGCCAUGUUCCUGCUGAAGGUCUUUCUUCUGAUAUGUGGGCUUGGAGAAAAUAUGGUCAGAAACCCAUCAAAGGUUCUCCAUACCCAAGGGGAUAUUACAGAUGCAGCAGUUCAAAAGGAUGUUUAGCAAGAAAACAAGUAGAAAGAAACAGAUCAGACCCAAAAAUGUUCAUAGUUACAUACACAGCUGAACAUAAUCAUCCUAUGCCGACUCACCGAAAUUCCCUCGCCGGAAGUACACGUCAGAAACCGCUUACCACCGUCGGAACUCCGCCGGAACAACCCACUUGUUCUUCACCCUCCGCCGCCAGUCUCUCUCCGUUGACCGAAAAAUCCGAGUCAAAAACCGAUGUAGAUGACAUUAUGAAAGAAGAAGAUGAUACAAAUGAAAUGGGUUUAUCCGAUUUAAUUCUUAACGAUGAUUUCUACGUGGGUUUUGAGCAAAUCGACGGUGGAUCCGACGGUAGUGAUUGUUUAUCCGAUCAAUUCUCGCCGUCGUCGGAUUUCCCUUGGUUGGUUAAUAGUAGUAGCACGGCGACCGCCGCCGGUGGGAGUUGACUUUUUCCGAUAUAGGGUUGACUUUUUGUGAAGGGUGAAAUUUACAAGUGGUUGAUGAUGGUGGGAUUGACUUUUGAUCCAUUGACAUGAUGCUUUCCCACUUUUAAUUUAGUCAACUUUUAUUUUAUUUUAUUUUUUUAAUUUUAUUUUUUGUAUUUUUUUGAGGGGAAGGUGGGAAAAUGGUCUCACUAUUUGUGAGAAUCUAUGUAAGGUCACAGUGGCAUUGUGAAGUUGUGAUUUGUAAGGUAGUGGGAAUGAAUAGUGAAAGAAAGGUUGAGAGAAGGAUAAGGAAGAGAGAGAAAGAGAGAUGACACUUUUUGUUGGUAGAAUCUCAAUUUCUCUACUAAAACUAAAGGACUAAAGGAGUAUUCCUUUUAUUUUUCUUUUACUUUUGGAAAAAUUCUAAACUUUAGUGUAAUAAUUUUUGCAAGCUACUUCAAUAUCCUUAUAAAUAUUUUAGUUGUAGCCAAUGCUAUUGUGUAUAUUGAUUAUUAGUUUUAUAGAUGUAUAUUGUAAGACUAUUGCUACUAAUGUUGUAUCUUUGAUAUGUUUAUAAGACGAUUUCUCGGUUACAUA